AUAAAGAAACUGCAAUCAUGCAUUCACUAUAAAUGUAUGUCAUCGGGUGACACUCUCGCACGGUGUGACAUUGAUUUCAAGAACUCCAUUUGAAUGGACGUCAAGUUCGGUAAAGUUGUGUCCCUCGCUGCACUGCUUGUGUAUGCAAACUCUGUUCAUUGCUUCAAGUGCUAUCGUUGCUCGAGCAGCACGAGUUUCAAAGACUGCAAUAAGGCUAUCAGCACAGUGAACUGUGAAGAGCUGCAAGGGUUAGGCAGUCUGCAGAAUGUAACGUUCGCCUGCACCAGCGUAAGCCUCACCGGGACGAUUGGCAAGCGAUACAUCAAAACAUGCAUCCCCAGCUUACCAGAGUUCCAGUUUUGUGAGUUGUUGAAAAACCAAACGCAAACAUUGAGCGGGAUGGUGGUGCAAGAGUGUAACGUGUGCUAUCGGGAGUUGUGUAACGGUUCCGGCCAACUGAAUCAUAUAACCAACCUGCUAGUCUCAAGUGUAGCGUUAUCUACGUUUAUGCUGCUUUUAAAAAUAAAAUGAAUACGUCAGGUGAAUCCUGGGACCGGGGAUUCACAUUCGAUUAAUCACGGAACGAGAGGCUUAGGGGAUGUUAAUUGAAUUGUGAAUCGUCAUGUCGAUCAGUGGUCGCAAUCAUUAGUGGCUGUGGUUUAAACCCAUUUCUCAUUAGCCAUCCCUAUCAUUAUCAUUGACUAAAUAAUGGUUCGAGUGACGUUAAAGAGCACUAACCGGGGUCCUGUACGGUGCAUCAGAGUGCACCACAGUAGCGGUGACCGUUCGGAAACCAGGGCGGAAAACAAAUCGUUCCAAUGCAGCCAUCGGUCAUGCGCAGGAACCAUACUGCAUCGUCAACAUUCCAACAACUUUACCAUGGACUGCAGUGUGCGACAAGUAACACCGAAGCGACGGUGGAGGGGCAACAAUGCCACACUGAUUGCCAGCCAAAAGUGUAUCGACGACGAGAGCUAAUUGAUUUCCAGUGGAUAUGUGUGUCAAAUCAAUGUGUCAAUCAAUAAAUUCGAAACACGAUUCUGCUAGAGGAAUAAAAGGCAACAAAAGCA
Anopheles aquasalis is the source of this 1070-nucleotide messenger RNA. RefSeq lists its product as uncharacterized. NCBI's taxonomy places the organism in Eukaryota, Metazoa, Arthropoda, Insecta, Diptera, Culicidae. The record is from RefSeq and is a predicted model, not a curated record.